Molecule: messenger RNA, 1089 nt
Organism: Monoraphidium neglectum
Lineage: Eukaryota; Viridiplantae; Chlorophyta; Chlorophyceae; Sphaeropleales; Selenastraceae
Exons: 2
Coding region: 1-1089 (362 amino acids)
Source: RefSeq, a predicted model, not a curated record
AUGCUUUUUGCCCUGGCCCUGCUCCUCGCCCCCGGGGCACUGGCCGCCUCCCUCAAGGCCGGCGGCCUGACCGGCCGCCCCGCGCCGGAGAAGCCGGCGCCACCAGCCGCGGGCAGCUACAUACGCCACAGCCCCGGCGAAAUCAGCUGGCAGAGCAGCGGCGCCCGCCGCCCGGCUGCCCCUGGGCCCGGGCCCUUGUGGCAGGUGCGCCGCCGCAGCCUGCAGGCGACCAUCACGGCUGUGGGCGGCACCACCGUCAUCGGCGGCGCCAACCCCACCAUGGUCACUGCCGCCGCGCCGGCCAGCGCCGCCGCCGCCGCUGCCACCGUCAACUCGAUGCUGUCCACCGCCGCCGAGCAGAACUCGUGGGCUGCCCAGAUGAUGGCCGGGGCGCCCGCCGGCCCCGCCGCCACGGCGCUUCCGAUGAUCCCCGCGGCUGCCGCCGGCCCCACAAUCCCCACUAUUCCCGCCGCCGCCGGCCCCGCUGGCGUGCUCCCCGCGGGCCCCGCUGUCGCGGCGCCCGUAGCAGUCCCAGCGGCCCCGGCUGCCCCGGCCGCGCCCUACGGCCCCACCGGCCCCGCCAGCUUCGCGCAGGCUAUGGCCAUGCACUCAGAUCUCAUGGCUCAGAGCGCGCAGAACAUGGCUUGGCUCUCUCAAGUGAUGGGCAGCUCGCCGGCGCCGGCAUCGCCUCAGCCGCCACUCAGCAAGGCCGCCCGCCGUGCGGCCCGUGCCGCAGCCAGGGCGCGCGCCGCUGCCGCUGCCGCCGCAGCAGCAGCAGCGACGGCCGCCGGCCCCGUCGCGGCGACGCCCGCCGCGGCUGCGGGCGCGGGGCUCGCUGCGCAGGCUUUGGCAGGGCAGGCCCCUGCAACGCCCGCGCCCGCGGCGCCGGUCCCGGCGGCGCCGCAGGCCCCUGCAACGCCGACGCCCGCGGCGCAGGCGUCGGUCACACAGGCGCCGGCGUCGCAGGCUCCUGCAGCACCGACCGUUGUGGCCACGGCCGCGCAGACCGGCCAGGUCUCGCCCCCGCUGCCCGCGACCACCCCGGCGGCGACGACCCCGGCCGCGGGCGCAGUGGCUGCAUCCACCUGA